Rotaria sordida is the source of this 948-nucleotide messenger RNA. Lineage: Eukaryota; Metazoa; Rotifera; Eurotatoria; Philodinida; Philodinidae. The record is from the annotation of a GenBank genome assembly.
AUGGCCUCAUUUAUUUCCUAUUCACCUGAAUUCACUUCUCUUAUUGGUUAUAAACCCAAAAUAAAAUUAUUAGCUGCUGGACCCGUCUCUUCGCCAUUUGCCCAUGAAGGCGGGGCGUUUAUUCCGGCUACAAAUGAAAUUUGGUUCACAGCUAAUCAACUACCUAUUCAGAAUACUAAUGUAAGUAGUGUCAAUCUCGAAACGAAUCAAAUAGAAUUGCUCUCCAUUCAACCGCCAAUUCUAACGCCAAAUGGUCUUAAUUAUUUUGAUGAUUCAGUCUAUAUAUGUUCGCAAGGCAACCGAACAACAUCAGGUGCUAUCUAUGCUGUCAAUCCGACAACACUCGUCAGCCGACUAGUUGUUAAUUCAUGGUUCGGAUUACGGCUCAAUUCUCCGAAUGAUGUUACAUUCAGUACAAAGGUUGGCGGAAGAAAAUACAUGUGGUUUACUGAUCCACAAGUUGCUUAUCUGCAAGCUUUCGGAUCUUCACCACAAUUAGGUAGUUUUGUCUAUCGUUUUGAUUUGACUACAUCCGAAUUACAACCGGUCAUCACAGACCUUAUUAUACCUAAUGGAAUUGCUUUUGAUCCCAGUGAAACAACAUUGUAUGUGAGUGACACGGCACUUAAUCCAAAUGGGCAUGGUACUUACAUAGUUUAUGCUUACGAUCUCAACAAACAUGGAUUGCCGAUUAAUCGUCGUGUCUUUUCCGUUAGUUCAACAGGUAUUCCAGAUGGAAUUAAAGUGGACAAGGUCGGGCGAGUAUGGACAGGCGAAGGUGAUGGAAUCAAUGUACGAGAUCAUCAUGGAACAUUGUUAGGUGUGAUACUCGGCCGAGAUUUAUGUCAGAGUGGAGUUAUUAGUAAUUUUGCUAUAAUUAACAGUACAGUGAUUAUUCUGGCACAAGAAAAGCUGUGGCGUUUGGAAUUAUCAGUUAGUGUGCUGUAA